UCUCUCUCUGACGCAGAGUAUGGACAAAACACAAACUUGGUGUUGAAGAAACCGAUAGGAACCCCAAAAAACGCAGUGUUUUAUCAGAAAAGAAAAACCAAAGGAUCAUUCAACUAUGGCUUCUACUUCUACUACCUUACUUCCUUCUACUCCCUCCCAGUUUCUUGAUCGUUCCUCCUCGUCUUCAAGACACAAUCUUCAAUCUCUAUCGUUCUCCUCUUCGCCGACACUAGGAAACAGAAAACUAAACCCCUGUUCUGUUUCUUCCUCCGUUAAUAAAACUUUUUCAAUCUCGUCUUCUCUCCAGUCUCCGGCGACGUAUCAACCACCGUCUUGGAAGAAACUAUGCGACGACGUCGCCUCCUUGAUCCCCAAAACAAAGGACCAUAACCCAAAACUAAACCCGAUACAGAGAACCGCCGCUACGAUCAUAGACGCGGUGGAGAACGCCAUGGUCUCCCACGAGCGCCGCCGUCAUCCGCUCCCUAAAACGGCGGACCCCGCCGUGCAAAUAGCCGGAAACUUCUUCCCGGUACCGGAGCAGCCAGUCAGACACAACCUCCCGGUGACGGGAACAGUGCCGGAGUGUAUCCAAGGAGUCUACGUCAGAAACGGAGCGAAUCCGCUUCACAAACCGAUCUCCGGCCACCAUUUAUUCGACGGAGACGGUAUGGUUCACGCGGUUCGGUUUAAUAACGGUUCGGUUAGUUACUCGUGCCGGUUCACCGAAACGAACCGGUUUGUUCAAGAGCGAGAGCUCGGACGCUCUGUUUUCCCCAAAGCUAUAGGAGAGCUUCACGGACACUUGGGGAUCGCCAAGCUUAUGCUCUUCAACGCCCGUGGGCUAUUCGGGUUACUCGACCCGACCCGGGGACUCGGCGUGGCGAAUGCCGGUUUAGUCUAUUUCAACGGUCAUCUCUUAGCCAUGUCCGAAGACGAUUUACCGUACCACGUUCGAGUCACCCAAACCGGAGAUUUAGAGACCUCGGGCCGGUACGAUUUCGACGGUCAGCUAAAAUCGACAAUGAUCGCCCACCCGAAACUCGACCCGGAAACCCGCGAGAUGUUCGCUCUAAGCUACGACGUCGUUUCGAAGCCUUACUUAAAAUACUUCAGGUUCGCAUCGGACGGUCGCAAAUCCCCCGACGUCGAGAUCCCGCUCGAUCAGCCCACGAUGAUCCACGACUUCGCGAUCACCGAGAACUUCGUGGUGGUUCCGGACCAGCAGGUGGUGUUCAGGCUACCGGAGAUGAUCGGCGGCGGCUCUCCGGUGGUUUACGACAAGAACAAGAAAUCAAGAUUUGGCGUUUUGGACAGGUACGCUGAAGACGCCUCGUCGAUGAGGUGGAUCGAAGUGGAAGACUGCUUCUGUUUCCAUCUCUGGAACGCCUGGGAGGAGCCGGAGACGGACGAGAUCGUCGUGAUCGGGUCAUGCAUGACGCCGCCUGAUUCGAUAUUCAACGAACACGACCAAACACUUCAGAGUGUUCUGUCGGAGAUAAGACUAAACCUCAAAACAGGGGAGUCCACGCGUCGGCCGGUUAUCUCGGAACAAUUAAAUCUCGAAGCCGGUAUGGUGAACCGGAAUCUUUUAGGUAGAAAAACCCGGUUCGCUUACCUUGCUUUGGCCGAACCGUGGCCUAAAGUGUCCGGUUUCGCGAAAGUGGACUUAUCGACUGGAGAGGUUCAAAAGUAUAUAUACGGUGACGGGAGAUACGGAGGAGAGCCUCUGUUUAUGCCGGAGGGUUCCGGUGAUGACGCGGGAGAAGACGGUGGUUACAUUAUGGUGUUCGUUCACGACGAGGAGAAGGUUAAAUCUGAAUUACAAAUCAUAAACGCUGUUGAUCUGAAGCUUGAAGCUACGGUGACACUUCCAUCGAGAGUGCCUUACGGUUUCCACGGAACUUUUAUCAGUAAUGAAGAUUUAUUGAAGCAAGCUUUAUGUUAAUCCCAGAUUAACGUAUUUUUUUUUUUUAGUAGUUGUUAUAUAGUCUAUGUGAGAAUUGUUGCCUGAGGGAUAGAUUGUUGUGCAUUAUGAUAUCCCCGGGGUCGAAUCUCUCUAUUUUUUGUGAUAUAUAUAUAAUUUUAAUAUUUAAUCAAAUUAGAGGAUUAAUUACGAGCUGAAGCUGAGACAAAAGAGUUUAAUGACACUCGAGUAUAAAU
Messenger RNA from Raphanus sativus (radish), 2163 nucleotides. Its product is annotated as 9-cis-epoxycarotenoid dioxygenase NCED9, chloroplastic. Lineage: Eukaryota; Viridiplantae; Streptophyta; Magnoliopsida; Brassicales; Brassicaceae. Gene Ontology annotation, cellular component: chloroplast stroma. Gene Ontology annotation, molecular function: carotenoid dioxygenase activity. The transcript has a single exon. Gene Ontology annotation, biological process: carotene catabolic process. The record is from RefSeq and is a predicted model, not a curated record. Bases 116 to 1948 code for a protein of 610 amino acids.